AUGGGUCGUACUACAGGUCCUGAUACAGCACCGCCGAGACGAGGGCGAGGCCGAGACGACGCACCUCGAUCGUCACAAUCUCGAACAGUGGUCAUUUCGAAGGCUUGUUCGAAACUUCUCAGACACCAAGCAGUCAACGAAGGUAUACCAAUUACCAGCGACGGGUGGGUAAGACUGGAUCAUCUGCUGAGUUGGAAAGGACUAAGUGGAAGAAAUGGUCCAAAUCCACCUCCCACUAUUGAGGACAUUUUCGACGCAGUGGAGGAUAAUGACAAGGAACGAUUUGCUGUGAGAUGGAUUCGGACACGUGCGAAAGAUAUGACGGAGAGCGUUGCCCAAGGACAUGAGCAGACAGUCAAGGAAGUACAGAUCCAGCCUUCUACGACGAUCAAGGAUCUGGUCAGUACGGGCCAAGCACAAAGCACCACAUCCGAAGCUUCUACCUCUCGAGCUCAAACAAAUGAAGCCAAUGGCAACGUCAACGACUCUCACGACGACUUAGAAACCGAUGCAGAAGCUCAGAGAGCAGAAUCAGAGACAGCUCAAGCAAUAUCUCAUUACCGCAACGCAAAACCGACACCUCCCGCCUUCGAGUUCCUGAUACGCGCCGUUCAAGGUCAUAGCAUACAAACCGUUGCAUCUGACACUUCCCUCUUGAAACCGAUCACCCUUGAUGAUCCAUCCAGCAUCCCAGACACGUGUGUCCAUGGGACUUUCUACGGCGCUUGGAACGAUGUCUUACGUAGUGGCGGCCUCAAACCCAUGGGUCGCAACCAUGUUCAUUUUGCUGCUGGUCCAAGUCUGAAUGAGAUUGGCGUCACUGAGGACGCAAGUGCCACUCAAGAAGCAAGCGACAAAGUGAUCAGUGGUAUGAGACGCGAUGCACAACUACUGAUCUACAUCGACCUCAAGAGAUGUCUUCAAGACGUGAAGGAGAAAGGGAUCGAGAUGUUAUGGUGGCGGAGUGAGAACGAGGUAAUUCUUACUGAGGGUGUGGAAGCAAGUCUGGUCACAGAUGUUUCAGAAUCAACCGCACCUGGCGUGGAAGGUGGGAGUAUACCAACAACGGAAGUGCUGGGAUCUACUCAGGAGGGUACAACAGAUGAAGAACUUCAGGCACGUGCUAGAGGCACUGUGAAGACUCUCGAUCUGAUACUUGAACCAGGUCAAACACCUCAAAUUGCCAGACAUGAGCCAUGUGAACAUACUGCAGAUCCGGGUGGUGACCCGACCGAUUCGAGGUCGAAAGGUAGAAAGCAACAGCACGGUGGUAAAGGAAAACACGCCCAGGCCGCAUCGCAGAGCAAGCUUGUGCCUCUAAGGUAUUGGAAAGUAGUAGUUGACGUCAAGAGCGAAUAUGGUGUGAUAUGGCGGCAGGGCGAAGGUGUUGUGAAACAUUUGCCGGAUGAGUUGUUGAAGAAGGGAACUCCCAAGUCCUUUCGAGGAAGAGGUGGGAGAGGGAGAGGGAGAGGGAGAGGACGGUGA
This is a messenger RNA of Lithohypha guttulata, 1485 nucleotides long. RefSeq names its product tRNA 2'-phosphotransferase (gene TPT1). The record is from RefSeq and is a predicted model, not a curated record. Gene Ontology annotation, molecular function: tRNA 2'-phosphotransferase activity. Bases 1 to 1485 code for a protein of 494 amino acids. Gene Ontology annotation, biological process: tRNA splicing, via endonucleolytic cleavage and ligation. The transcript has a single exon. NCBI's taxonomy places the organism in Eukaryota, Fungi, Ascomycota, Eurotiomycetes, Chaetothyriales, Trichomeriaceae.